AUGUCUCAAUCAGCGGUGCAGUCAGUGUUGCGCAACCAGGUUCGAUCGAAGGUGCGAUCGAGCAUCUCUGUCCAUCAAAUACAAAAGUGCACACUGGCAACUGUUGCGCCGAUUACUUCCUUGACCAACUCUGGAAAGGGUCAUAAAGUGGUUGUUGUCGGAGGUGGAGCUGCAGGUCUCGCUGUCGGCCAUCAACUGCUACGUAGUGGCAAGUUUGCAGCAAAUGACAUUGCCAUCAUCGAUCCUGCAGAUCACCAUAAUUAUCAGCCAGGAUGGACUCUCGUUGGGGGUGGGCUGAAGAAGAAGGAAGACUUGCAAAGGCCGAUGCAAAGCUUGAUUGAUUCAAAGUUGAAGUUCUAUCAGGAGGCAGUGACUGGCUUCGAACCAGACAAGAAUGUCGUGGCAUUGAGCAAUGGAGACAAAAUCACCUAUGAUCAAUUGGUUGUUGCGCCAGGCAUCAAGAUCAACAUCGAAGCCAUCGAUGGUCUAUCUGAUGCUCUCCAAGACCCCGACUCAAUGGUGACCACAAUCUACAGUUACGACCACUGCUGCAAGGUUUUCCCGGCGAUCAAACGGUUUAAACAAGGCAACGCGCUCUUCACGCAGCCAACAGGCAUUGUCAAAUGUGCCGGAGCACCUCAGAAGAUCAUGUGGUUGGCACUAGAUCAUUGGAAACAACAAGGCUCGUAUUUGCCAAAGGCGCCUUCGCAGUCACCUAUCAAGAUGACCUUUGCAACUGCUUUACCAGUCAUGUUCGGGGUGCCCAAAUACAGCCAGAGACUCAACCAGCUGAGAGAGGAGCGAGGAGUUGACGCCAUGUUCGAACACGACCUCAUCUCCGUGAAAGACAAGGUUGCCACCUUCAAGAGUGCCAACAGCAAAGAAUUGAUUCACAAGCCAUUCGACUUCCUUCACGUGGUACCAAAAAUGGGACCAUAUCCAUUCAUCAAAGACAGCCUCCUUGCCAAUGAAGCAGGAUUCGUCAACGUCGACGAGACGACUCUUCAACACAAGGAAUAUCCCAACGUUUGGUCACUCGGCGACGCCGCAGCCCUUCCCACUUCGAAGACUGCCGCCGCAAUCACGGCACAAACUCCUAUUGUGGUUCAAAACGUACUCAAAACACUUGAAGGAUCAAAGACAUUGAGUUUGUAUGACGGAUACACUUCUUGCCCGUUGACAACCGAGUACGGUAAAGUCAUGUUGGCUGAGUUCAAAUACGGACCUGAACCAAAAGAGACAUUUGGUAAAUUUUUGGGCAUUGAUCAAGCCACACCACGACGGUCUUUCUAUUACAUGAAGAAAGAUUUCUUUCCUUGGGUGUAUUAUAAGUCGAUGGUUAAGGAUUCCUCAGAGCCGGUGUUCGCUGCAGCUCAUGAUCCAAAUAUUGCAUUUUCGUUCUCUUGUGUUCGAGACCAUGCUGAGGUUUCGGCAAAUGUGAUUCAAGAAAAGGAGAGGGAUUUCUAUGCGACUUAUCAAUUGACAAGUACCAUGCCAAUGAAAUAUACGGAGUAUAUUCGAUCGGUGGGAGAGUUUUUGGGUGUGACCUUCCAAGUUAAGCAGGUUCCAUAUGAGGAGGCUGUGAAGAUGUAUUGUAAGGGAAUUAUUGGGAGCGAAGAGGUGGAUCAGGUUUAUAGGGAUGAGCCGGAGAGACUUCUGUUGUAUUACAACAGGCGAGGUAUUGAAGGAAGUCCUGGGAUUUUGCAAUGGUUGCUUGGUAGACCGGGGAUAACACCAGCGGAAUUAGCUGUGUCGAUAUUGGAAAGUAGUAGGGAAAGCUCAUCUAGAUAG
Molecule: messenger RNA, 1791 nt
Organism: Exophiala mesophila
Lineage: Eukaryota; Fungi; Ascomycota; Eurotiomycetes; Chaetothyriales; Herpotrichiellaceae
Exons: 2
Coding region: 1-1791 (596 amino acids)
Cellular component (GO): mitochondrion
Molecular function (GO): sulfide:quinone oxidoreductase activity; FAD binding
Source: RefSeq, a predicted model, not a curated record